UAAGCGGCUCAGUGAUGGGAACCGUCGGAAAAGUGCGCACAAUGGGCUUUUCGUAAAAGCGAUUGAUCGUGAAUCAGCAGCUUUGGAUUGACUGUAAUGCUCUAGUCAGACUAAGCAGUUCAGUGCUGUUCUUUUCCAGCUCAAUUGCACUCGCAAAGAAAAGAAGAGCCCCACUAGCUUCGGCAUUUCACGCUUCGGCACCCACGCUCCUCGAGUCCGCCGGCGCUUCCCACUCCAGUCAUUGCCGCCGCCAGUCUUAACAGUCCGGUUCCUGCGCCAUCCGCGCAUCACUCCACCAGCCUGUGAAAUGGCCACAAUACAGGCACCCAACGCCCUGGGUGCACAGGACACGAAUGCGACCACUAAGAAGCGGACCCACCCGGAAGACUUCAAGCGCGCCUAUAAAGCAUGCAUCAACUGCCGACAGCGUAAGGCAAAAUGUAUUCUAGGUACUGGCCCAGAUGGAGGUGAGCUAAAGCCACCGUGCCAACGAUGUAAACGCGAGAUGCGAGAAUGCGUUUUCCGAUCUGAACGAUCUUGGGUCAAGAGACGGAAACCGGGGGAGGCGAGAGAAGAAGAGGAUGAGGAGUCCAUUUCGAGACCUCAGCCACCUGGCCCCAGCCCAUCUGUACCUGUACCUGCACCUGUACCCGCUCAGCCGUCGCCAGCCCAGCGAUCGUCCAUCUCGGGCCAUGGAUUCACGCCCGUACAAAGCCCUUAUAUUAAUGCACAUUCACAUCGCUCUGAUAUCCUGUCGCCACCUGCUCAUCUUCGACGGGUGUCAUCGUCUCAGCCAGACCUUGCUCACUCCGUUAUGAGAACUGUUGUCUCCAGUGGCAGUGAUGCGUUGAACCUGCUCUUCGAAGCAGCGCAUCAUCGCGAUGCUAUCGACAACCAAGAAGCGAACGGAUCGCAGGCAUACGAAACACCCAGGUCUGGACCGUCCGGUGGGUACGAUGCUGGCUCACCAUACCACACCUUUCGAGCACAGCCUGUACAGAUGUCAACGCCGUCGCCAGAGACGUUGAAGAUAUGGACGUCAUGUCGUUUCGUGCAGAUGGGCUGGUUCUCCGCGCACGAAGCUGUGACCUAUGUCGACUUAUUCUUCAAGAACUGCUCGCCACUAUCACCCAUCCUCGGCGAAUUUUACUCACAUCACGACAACCACUACUCGCUGAUAGCCCUGGACCCUUUUCUCUGUGUAACAAUUCUUAUGAUUUCGUCUCGUUACAACAUCUUGCCAGGAGUCGGUGGCGCAUCAAGAGGCUAUUUCGUCCAUGAUCGAUUAUGGGAGCAAUGCCAGCGCUUCAUCAUGAAAAUCAUGCUCGGCCAGGUCAAGCCCUCAAAAGCACAAAGCCGAACGAUCGGAUCGAUUGAAGCGCUCUUACUGCUAUCGGAAUGGCAUCCACGCGCAUUGCAUUUUCCUACCGCAGCAGAUGGGUGGGAUUGUGAGCUGAUGAUCGGCGCCAACAACACAACAGCCGAAGGUGCCAAGCUGUUAGAAGGAGAUACAACGUCAAGUAGAUGGCUCGAGGAUGUGAUAGAGCCUGCAAAACGAUCAGACCGAAUGUCGUGGAUGCUGAUGGGCUCCGCGCUAUCAUUAGCCCAAGAGUUAGGUCUGUUCGAAGAUAACACCAGCAUCGACAAGGACCAAAGAUCUUAUCCCAAGUCAUCAAGCGAAUUCUUGACCUUACGUCGAAUUCGAGCCCGGAAGCUUCUUUAUGUCUUGCUUGAGCAGCUGUCGUGGCGCCUCGGCUGUACCUCGAUGAUACCCCAAAGCUUGAACCAUGCUCUGAUGGAGAAAAUUCCAGUUGACUCGGCGACAGGCGCUGUCGAGCAAUGGCAGUCGUUCAUGAGCGCAUGGGUUGAGCUCACCAAACUCGCGCGUUCCGUGUCUGAUACAAUCUACCCCUCUGCGGCGACGACAAAGAGUCUGUUACGCACUGGGAGGUACAUCGGACUGCUUGAGCAUUUCCAACCCCUGCUCACUUCGUGGAGGAAGAAGUAUCUUGAUCCUUGCAGACUGAAAGUAGGACUCCACGACAUGCUCACCAUUGAGUACCAAUACGUCCGCAUCUACACUAAUUCUGUGGGCAUGCAAGCUGUUGUCGAGCGCACACUUGCCGAAACAGACACUGACGUGCCCCAAGACGAAAUCCUGCCUAUGAACCUUGAACCCAGAGAUUAUGACUUUAUCCAAGAGGUGGUUGAUGGUAGCUGUCAGAUCCUGCAGAAGGUGGUCCAGCUAUCAGAGUCAGGCGCUCUGCGGUACUCGCCAGUGCGGAUAUUCUUGCGAAUCACUACAUCGUCAAUAUACCUCAUUAAAGGUCUGAGUUUGGGCUCAAGGAACCAGAAGCUGCAGUCGUCCCUUGACAUCUUAGAUGCAGCGAUCCGCGCUUUGCGAGCUAGCGUACUUGAUGACAUGCAUCUUGCCUCACGCUACGCGACCCUUCUCGAAUUGCACGUCGCCCGACUACGCGACAGCUUUGUUGUGUCCUCACGCCCCCCACGAAUCCCAUCUCGUGCGACAUCCGCGGAGCGCAAUGGCACCACAGGGACCAUGGACUUUCUUAACAACCACGCUGGUCAGUCGGCACUUGCUGGGCUGGCAGGUGAUGUGACGGGCAUGAUGCCUGAUGACGAUUGGCUUGCGCUGCCCUUCGAUCCGGCGAUGGCGCCCUUUGGGUUGGACAAUCAGCAGAACUUCCAGAGCUUUGAUGAUGGAACAUUAGAUUUCAUCUGGAAUUUGCCAAUGUAGGAUGUGCAUGCAUAGAAUAGUCUCAUUCUACAAUUCGCAGGAACUAUGGUAAUAGAAGGCUCGACACCCCAUCCUCACUUUCGCCGCUUCUCGAACCCAACAUCCUCCCAAUCCUCCUUGAUCAUAUCCGCGCCCUUCUCCGCAAGCA
Messenger RNA from Boeremia exigua, 2906 nucleotides. Its product is annotated as C6 transcription factor-like protein. Gene Ontology annotation, biological process: aromatic amino acid catabolic process; positive regulation of transcription by RNA polymerase II. The transcript has 3 exons. The record is from RefSeq and is a predicted model, not a curated record. NCBI's taxonomy places the organism in Eukaryota, Fungi, Ascomycota, Dothideomycetes, Pleosporales, Didymellaceae. Gene Ontology annotation, cellular component: nucleus. Bases 308 to 2758 code for a protein of 816 amino acids. Gene Ontology annotation, molecular function: zinc ion binding; DNA-binding transcription factor activity, RNA polymerase II-specific.